Messenger RNA from Gadus morhua (Atlantic cod), 2128 nucleotides. Its product is annotated as low choriolytic enzyme. The transcript is spliced from 10 exons. Bases 174 to 1040 code for a protein of 288 amino acids. Lineage: Eukaryota; Metazoa; Chordata; Actinopteri; Gadiformes; Gadidae. The record is from RefSeq and is a predicted model, not a curated record. Gene Ontology annotation, molecular function: zinc ion binding; metalloendopeptidase activity. Gene Ontology annotation, biological process: proteolysis.
CAACGGAGGAGGAUUUUGCAGACGAAAACCCACCCAAUUCAUCAGAGGUCCACCCAUGGCGUCUAUAAAAGAAGAGGGCAAGACGCUUCUGUGUACAGCCUUCGACUCUCCUGAAGAGCGAAUCUGUUCAGAUCCUUGGACCGAAAGAGAAGAUAAGUUCGAGUGAUUUCAUCAUGGUUUCCUUCGUCAAUCUCAUCCUCGUCCUCUCUCUGACUUCAAGUGCUGUCUUCUGCCUUCCUUCGGGUGAGAGAAACAGCACAUCAGGGGAGGAUGAUGAAAACGAAAUUGAUAGCUACGAGGAGGAGACUGAGGCAACCCAGGGGGCCACGGAAUACAUCGAGGCUGCAAACGCCGGACUGGCGCGUCUGAGGAGCGGACCACGCAUCACACAUGGAGACAUCGCCCAGACGACCGGCCUGACGUCCACUCGGAACGCCUCUCCCUGCACGGCCAAAGGCUGCACCUGGCCAAAGAGCUCCAGAGGCUAUGUCUACGUGCCUAUUCAAAUCUCCAGAAGAUACAGCAGUGAGGAGCGAACUGUGCUCAUUCAGAGCCUGGUGGAGUUCCACUCAGUCUCCUGUAUUCGCUUCGUCUGGAGGCGGAGGCAUCGGGACUAUCUCAGCAUCUAUCCUUCCAGCGGGUGCUGGUCCUAUAUAGGUCGCCAGGGAAGACGUCAAAUGAUCUCCAUCCAGCAGCGCGGGUGUGUUCACCCCGAAGUGAUCCAGCAUGAGAUCCUGCACGCCCUGGGCUUCCACCACGAGCAGGCGCGCUCUGACAGAGACGACCACGUCCAAAUCCAGACCAAGAACGUUAACCCAGAAAACCUGCACAACUUCGAUAAGGUGGACACCAACAACCUGGGCACCCCAUACGACUACAACUCCAUCAUGCACUACGGCAGAUACGCGUUCUCCAAGCAGUACGGAAUUCUGCCCACCAUCGUCCCCAUCCCCGACUCCACGGCAGUCAUCGGAAAAGCCACCGAGAUGAGUGGCAACGACAUCGAACGGCUCAAUCAACUCUACCAGUGCAGUGACUAGUGAGUUGAAGACAGGAUACAAUGCUCUGAUGGACAAUGCACUUGCUUACACCCUCUCCUUUACUUUUAAAAGCUAAUGGGAUCAACAGGUUUUUCCAAGGGCUGGGACUAUAGCAUUGGUCUUCCCUCCCUUCUGUUAUUCCCUUUACUAAAUCCAGCGCAGAUGGAUCCCCCUAAUUGUCCUUGGAAGACUUCCAUCUUGUAUUCUAAUGGGAAAUGAUUCAUGGUUUUUAACGGGCUUGCUUUGUUUGGAAUGACUUCGUAGGGAUGACAUUGAGGUUCCCCCCUUCCCCCACCCCCCUUUACUGUCUUAAGACUUAAUUAAUAAAUGCUUUUAAAAAAAAAAAAAAACAUGCUUGCAAGAUCAACAUUCAUUUGCAUAUAAAUGCAAUAACCAACCCUGUUCGAUUAUGUUCAAUUAUGAUAUGAUAUUUGUGUAUGUAUGAGUUUGAUGUUUUUGCAGUUGGGCCUAAGUGUGUGUGUGUGUGUGUGUGUGUGUGCGUGUGCGUGUGCGUGUGUGUGUGUGUGUGUGUGUGUGUGUGUGUGUGUGUGUGUGUGUGUGUGUGUGUGUGUGUGUGUGUGAACAGUGUAUUUCUAUGCAAAACUGGUCUGUAGCGAAACCAGUGAUGUCAUAGUCAACUGCCAUCAUGCUAGAAGAUGGACCUGUUGACGUUGCAGCCAAAAAGGAAAAUAAGAAAGUGAAACUGUAUCCACAUUUUAGCAGCAUUUCUGACCUCAACAACAAACUAUCAACACUUUCUUCAGUUUAAGAACUGCUUCAGCUAAGCCUAGAUGAUGAAAAGAAAUAUGCACAAAUCUAUCCUCGAUGGAUGCAUAUAUAAGUAUAUCAAAAUAGUCACAGGAUUAAUAUACAUUCAGUGAUUAUGAAGUUUUUUUGGUGGGCCAACACAUUCAUGAUUUAGAAUGUGAGAAAAUGUGCUAUAUCUAAAGAUAUUGAGAUCUUUUUGUCUAACCAUAACUUUAUAUAGAGAAUACAGUGCUAUUAUUGGACAAUAGACAAUACUAUCAUACCGUUUCAAGGAAAGCGAGAAGGUAUGUGCUGUCAAGCGAUUAAAAAUGUAAUCGCGA